Messenger RNA from Diorhabda carinulata, 802 nucleotides. RefSeq names its product cuticle protein 21-like. Lineage: Eukaryota; Metazoa; Arthropoda; Insecta; Coleoptera; Chrysomelidae. The record is from RefSeq and is a predicted model, not a curated record. Gene Ontology annotation, cellular component: extracellular matrix. The transcript is spliced from 2 exons. Bases 1 to 765 code for a protein of 254 amino acids.
AUGGCAUUCAAAUUUAUCUGUUUCUUCGCUUUCCUCGCUUCCACACAAGCAAUUGCCUUGAACCCUCACCAAGCCUAUUCAGAUGCAUCUUCUGUAUCAUACUCCAGUGUAUCCACUCCACAAGGAUAUGAAGCACCAGCUUAUACCAAAUUAGCAGCGUCUGGACCUUACGCAUCCCCAGCUAUCACCAAAUAUUCAGCUCCAGUUUCAUAUUCCGCUCCAUCUUACAACAGUCCAGCUUACAAAAAAGCCAUUGGAUCUGAAGAUUACUCAGCACCAGCCCACUAUGAAUUCAAUUAUGCCGUUGAAGAUCCUCACACUGGUGACAUCAAAAGCCAACAAGAAACUCGUGAAGGCGACGUAGUAAAAGGAAGUUACUCACUAGUUGAAGCUGAUGGCUCAAAAAGAAUCGUAGAAUACACUGCUGAUGCUCACAGCGGUUUCAAUGCAGUUGUACACCGUGAACCUACCGCAUACCAAUCAAAACCUGUAGCUGCCUACGCCCAACCCACUUACAAAGUAGCUGCCCCAGCUACCUACGCUCAACCUACCUACAAAGUAGCUGCCCCAGCUGCCUACGCUCAACCUGCUUAUAAAGUAGCUGCUCCAGUUAACUACGCUCAAUCUACCUACAAAGUAGCUGCUCCAGUUAACUACGCUCAGCCUUCUUUGGCAAAAGUAGCUUAUACAAAUGCUCCUGAUGUGUCUUAUUCCAGUGUUUCUGCUCCUCAAUGGAAACAAACUGCUCCUGCUUAUUACCACUGAUUUCGUUAAUUGUUUUUUAUUGUUAAUUAUUGAUAAC